AAAAGAUUGUAUGCCAUACCCAAGCGGAUGCUUCAAGAGACAUUGUGUGGUUCAGUCAGUGCUUUUAUCUUUUUACCAUUGCAACAACAUAUUCCAAUAGGGGCUAGGUCCUAGACAGAAGAAGGCCAUGGAACAGAGCCACAGCGAAUGUUGAUACACCUAAAUAAGCACAAUCAUAGGUGGAGACGUAGGGCGAGGCCACGAAGGGAGUUACGUGGGCAAACAUUUCCGCAUGGGAUUCAUGACAAUGCCUGCUCCUCAGGACAGACUUCCCCAUCCUUGCUCCAGUGGGUUUUCUGUGAGAUCACAGUCCCUGCACUCAGUCGGAGGUACAGAUGACGACAGCAGCUGUGGCUCCCGGAGACAGCCACCACCCAAACCCAAGCGGGACCCUAGCACCAAGCUGAGCACCUCAUCAGAGACAGUCAACAGCACAGCAGCCUGUAAGGGUGGGAAAGUCCCUGAGAGAACUGAAGCCCCGGCCAAACCCAGACCCCACAGUGAUGAAUAUUCAAAGAAGAUUCCUCCUCCGAAACCCAAACGAAAUCCCAACACUCAGCUUAGCACGUCUUUCGAUGAAACCUAUGUCAAAAAGCAUGGGCCUAGGAGGACGUCGCUCACGCGGGACUCCUCCCUUUCCCAGAUGAGCAGCCCCGCGGGAGACACUGAGGAAGAGGAGCCUGUGUACAUCGAGAUGGUGGGCAACAUUCUCAGAGACUUCCGGAAAGAGGAGGACGACCAGAGUGAGGCAGUCUAUGAGGAAAUGAAAUACCCCAUCUUCGAUGACUUAGGCCAAGACUCCAAAUGUGACUUUGACCAUCACAGUUGUUCUUCGCAGUGUGCUACCCCCACAGUGCCUGACUUGGACUUCGCCAAGUCCUCAGUGCCAUGUACUCCAAAGGGUUUGCUUUGUGACAUCCCCCCACCUUUCCCCAACCUGCUUUCCCACCGACCUCCACUCCUGGUGUUUCCACCAGCUCCCGUGCAGUGUUCCCCCAAUUCUGACGAGUCUCCGCUGACUCCACUCGAGGUCACAAAGCUUCCUGUGUUGGAAAAUGUGUCUUACAUGAAACAGCAGGCUGGAGCGUCUCCAUCCUCACUGCCAUCUCAUACUUCCGGCCAUUCCAAGCUGGAGAAAGACCAGGCGGGCGUCCUAGGACCUGCUUCUGCUGCUUCUGUACUCUCCUCCUCCCCUCCUCAUCCUUCCACUUUGUACCGAACGCAGUCUCCACACGGCUAUCCUAAAAGUCAUUCUGCUUCUCCUUCACCUGUUAGCAUGGGGAGGUCCCUUACUCCCUUAAGCCUCAAAAGGCCGCCCCCUUACGACGCUGUGCAUUCCGGCAGCCUUUCAAGGAGCUCUUCAUCAGUGCCUCAUUCGACCCCCAGACCAGUGUCGCAAGAUGGGGCCAAGAUGGUCAACGCUUCAGUGAACACCUACGGGGCGACUCAGAGCGGCUCCCGGUCCAGAACACCCACGAGUCCUUUGGAAGAACUUACCAGCCUCUUUACCUCCGGACGUAGCCUGCUGAGGAAGUCCUCCAGUGGCCGACGUUCUAAAGAGCCCGCGGAGAAAUCAACAGACGAGCUGAAAGUCCGAAGCCACAGCACGGAGCCAAUACCAAAGCUGGACAGUAAAGAGAGAGGGCAUCAUGGGGCAUCUUCCUCCAGAGAGCCUGGCAAAGCUCAGGAAUGGGAUGGAACACCAGGACAACCUGUGGUGACCAGUAGACUGGGAAGAUCCUCUGUGAGUCCCACCUUGUUAGCCGGAAACCACAGUUCAGAGCCUAAGGCAAGCUGCAAGUUAGGCCGGUCUGCAUCCACAUCAGGUGUGCCUCCUCCAUCAGCUACUCCUCUCAGGCAAACCAGUGACCCACAACAGAGCCAGGUGGCAUGCAUGCCGUGGUUUCACGGAGACCAUACAAUGCUUGAGAUGAUUGAGAAAAAGCGUUGCUUGUGCAAGGAAAUAAAGGCUAGACAGAAAACGGAAAAGGGACUUUGCAAACAGGAUAGCAUGCCCAUCCUACCCAGCUGGAAGAAGAACGCAGGCGCAAAGAAGUACAGCCCUCCACCCUAUUCUAAGCAGCAAACGGUAUUCUGGGAUACUGCCAUCUGACUGUGUACGGGGUAGCUUGAACGCCACAAGACCGCGUUACUUAAUGCGAACAGGAAGAUCGUCUCGGUCGUGUGAGAAUUGGCUCUGCCAUACCUUCUCUGUUAGGUCGGAAUGCCAGAGCUGCCCUGGAAAACCCACGGGAGCAGUGCUCACUUGUGGCAAGUUCAAGAUAAAUGUCUAUUUCCUUGCAAUGAAGGCACGCUUAUUUAUCUCGGAUUAUUUUAAAUCCAGAAGAUAUUAAGAUGUAAAUAUUUUACUCGUUUAUGGGUGACAUCCAAAAUAGUACACAUUAUACAUAUAGAAAUUACAGAAAUAUCAAGAGUUUUCCUAUAUAAUAUAAUUUCGGGAUUAACUGAUUUGUUAUCUCUUUUAUAUGUACUCCCCUGAUGCCUUUUAUUGUUAUUUUUUGCAUUGGAAAUGUGUUUUUUUCUGCCCACCUUUGGCUUCUGUACAAGAGCUCACAGCUAGAAAUCAUGUUCAACCGUAAUAUAUGAAUUAAUCUGGUGCUAGUAAUGCAGAAGGUGAAUAUCACAUUCAUUAGGAGGAUCUGUUGCUUUUUGAGUUUUCGAGGGUUUGAUGGAAAAUGACUGCAAAUGUGAUGCUUAGUCUGACAUUCAUGUGGCAUUGACUCCUGUAGUUUUGCUACAUUGGUUUAUAAGAAUUUCUCCUCUAUAUCCUCUUAUGUAUAUGCCACAAUGGUUGGUCAGAGUCCAGAGGAAGUUAUCAGGGUAUAUUUAGACAAGCCAGCAGAAAACAUUUCCUGCAGAACUAAUUUGGGUACAGGUGUCUUGGCAUCAGUGAUCUGAUUGGAGGAGACCAGGGUUCACUGUGACAAUGGAAGGAACAAGGAAUCAGAAGCUACAGAGCAUGAUUGCUUUCAAGAUGGUGGGGACAGUGUCAUCCUAGUCACUGCUAUCACCAUUUUUAAGUAACUUUUAUGUGAAUGUUUGUUUGCCCCCCACCCCUGAAGCUGAGAAAUGAAACUUCAAAGAGAUAGGUUUACAUAUUUUAGCGCGCUAAAUGCAAAUCUUUAUUACAUAUUUUAGCACGCUAAAUACAAAUCCUUUUCAAAAUUUAGGUCCACUAAUGAAAAGGUAGUCCUUGUUAAUUUCUCAAACUAGUUAUUGCAGCAUUUUGGGGUCAUAAUCCGUGCAUGCUCAUGCCCAUUUUCACCAAUUAUGACACCAUGACCAAAGAAUGAUGACCUCUUAUUUAUUUUAUUUUGUUUCGAAGAAGAAACAGGAAAUGCAGGAGACUGGGGAUGGGGUGGAUUCAAUUUUCCGUGGUGGUGAAAUUUAAGUUAAAAAGAAAAAAACAUAUAUAUCUUUUAAUAGUAACUUGUUAGUUGGAUAUAAAUAGUGUCAUGGAUGAAUAAAAAGGAAACUAUCACAUAUAUUUUGUAUAUUUAAAUUGCUAUUUAUGCUUCCUAAAAUCGACAGUAUGUGGUUCCUCUCUAACAAUCACUUUAGUAUUAUAUUUCUGAGAGAAAAGGUAUGUGUUUGAUGUUAUUGUCAUAGUGGUUUUCUCGUAAGGGUAUUGACAGCGAUAGGAUAGUGCUGCUCAAUAAGACCAAAUAUAACAGGAUUUAGGAAAUUUUUGUAAUCUAUAUUGCUAAAAAAAAUUAAAAAUCUAGUGAUGCUUUAUCAGUAAUAGUUCCUUCCAAGCCUUGGAAAUGUUAUAAAAUAAUUUUUAAUAUUUUAUAGUUAAUGUAUAUUUUGAUGUCCAAUUAGAAGCAAAAAGGGUAAAUUGGGAGCGUGUGUAUCUGUUGUGUGUGUGUCUGUGUGUCUGUGUGUGUGCCCACACACAUGCACGAAAGUGUGAAUGAGCACACAGUGGGAGAAUUUUAUACAUAAAAUACUGAAAUCUUCGGUUGUGUUUGCUUAACAGAGGUGGUUUAAAAAAAAAAAAAAGCAGAAUCUCAAGUACAGGAAAUCAGGGCAGGAUCUUCAGUAGCUUAAAUAAAUCCUGCUGUCAUGUUUCACCCAUAACAGAUUAUGUUUCAAAUCCAACAAUCCAUGGAGCACACAUUUAAGAGUGAUGAAAAUGUGUUAAGAGCAAAUCAGAAUGGAAAUAAAACGUGUUUAUGACCCAAGAUAUUAUCCUGACUUAAGUCAUGAAGACCACAAAUAUAAAGCUAGUUAAUCAGACAUAAGACAAGGAUUCUUGUCAUCUUUUUUUUUUUUUUUAUCUUUGUGCAUAUAUUUUCAGGCUCAGCAUAAUAAUAUUUGCUCCUCCCUUGAAAUUUAUAUUUGGGUAACAACUUUCUACGGGGAGAUGAAAGUGUAUUUUUCAGAUGUCAAUCUUUCCCAUAGCUCUGUGAAUUCAGAAGAGGACAUUUUAAUACUGGCCACUUGUCCAGAAGGAAAGAGAGGCACUAAACUGCUUUGUGUUGUAUCUAGUCAUUUCCAUUUGUUCUGCCAAACUCAUGACGUUGCCAGGUGUCAUGAGCUCCUUUUUCAGACACGUUGUUUUCUGCAGUGGUAACUUGUCUGAAAUCUGAUCUCAGGUAGCCAUUUCACCUAAUCGCUCCAAAUCCCACCUUAAAUGGAAAGUAAAUGAAGGAUCUGGGAAGUGGCUUCACUGAUUUUUGACUCAAGAACUGUGAUUCUAUGCCUAUACAACUCUCCGUUGUGGCUUAGCCUAUGUGGCAAGAAUUCUAUAAUUAAUUUCCUCUUUGUGUCGUGUUUCUCCAUGUGGAGAAAAAGAGGUUAUUAAGGAUAGAUAGAUAAAUAAGCUGGCUCUCCAGUGGCAGUCAAUCAGGACACUUCAAUCUAUGAAUCUGGUUAGAUGAUAAAAAUUUAUACUUACAGCCAGAAGACUCGGGGUGCUAAAGCUAAUAAUUGUAGCAGUCCCAAAGAACAAAUCAUAUCACGACAUAGUCAUCGCUUUGAAAGAGCUCAUAUCUACGAAAAAAUCAUGUUUUCACAGCAUGUUUUAUAGAGACCAAAUUUCAUUGGCUAUCAACCAAGAUGCUUUUGUAUGUGGAAUACUUUUUUAUAGAAGAAACAAAUUUCUUGAGAAUUCAUGAAAGAGAAAAACUAAAACUUGUGUUCCUGCCCAAAGAGAGAAGCCAGCAACUUCUGAGCUAUAAUAGUAGUUCUUUAUAUAAACACUGCCACCCUUUACCCCACAUUCAUGCUACUGAAGUGAGUUUAGAAUACACAGCAAUAUUUGUAUGUGUUGAUGAGGGCUGAUGCCCAUCCGCGUAAAAUAGUUGUGUAAGUAAAACAAAAUAAAACAGCAAGUAGUUAAAACGUCUGGCUUUAAAUAAUCUACAUAAUCAAAUACUUGGCAAUUAUCUGGAUACAACUUGACUUUUCAAAAUUGUGACACUAGGACCUCAGAGACACUGAGGCCCCAAAUAAAGUUUUCUUCGAAUGCUUCCAGAGAGUUGAACAUUGGUCCUACUCUGUUUUGUCUUCCUUAGCAUCCACACACUGAGUUUGGUUUGUUUCUUUUGAGCUAGAUUAGUGACCUAGUAAAUAAAACUAAACAACCCCAUUGGCUUUUUGUUUUACGUGAUCAAAGAGAUCAAAGCAAUGCACAUAGAAACACCAUUUUAAUACCACUUUUAUGUUAAAGUCAAUCAGUUCCCUAAAAUAGAAAGAUCUUGUAAGCUCACUAAGUUUACUUACCCGCUGCUGUUGAGUCGAUUCCGACUCAUAGCGACUCUAUAGGACAGAAUAGAACUACUUGUGAACAUAAAAUUCCUGUGAUUUAAACAGUAAGCACCUUGUGGUGGUGCAAUGGUUAAAGCACUCAGCUGCUAACCAAAAGUUCAGCAGUUUGAACCCCCCAGGGGCUCCACAGGAGAAAAGAUCUGGUGAUCUACUGCCUUAAAGAUUACAGGCGAGGAAACUUCAUGGGACAGUUCUACUCUGUCCUAUACGGUUGCUAUGAUUCCAAUUCGGUGGCACACAAAGACCACAACAAUCUAUAAUGGGGAUAAUUCACUCUUGCCAAGGAGUAGAAAUAGAAUAGCAAUCCACAAUUCACUGUGUCCUAAACUUACACAGAAAUGGACGAAAAAUGGUACCUAUAGUGUUUCAGAUUGACCCACUACAUAUCCUUUCCUGUACAGGAAAAUAGCUAGUUGUAAAAUGUGCACAAUUUAUUAUUAUUCAUCAAUUAUUUGUUCCACAGUUAAUUAUUGUGUAACUCAUGUGUCAUCACUUCUCGUUUUUGAUUUCUGAAGCGCUGGUCAUUAAAUAUUGGAAAAAAAAAAUGUGGUCCCUGCCUGCAACGAGCUUAACUGUGUCAUCAAGAUUUUCAAAACAAAGUGAAUUGUUUUUAAGAAGAUACACAAUUUCACCUGCUUGAUAUCUCCCGUGUCUCUAUACGUGGUAUUCUCUUAUUUUUCAGAUCAAGUGUACAGUCAAAAUAAAAUAUUAGAACAUAUUACAGUUAAUGUCUAGGUAUAAAAUAUGUUUAUGUGUAAGCCUCUGUGUACACACGCAAUGUGUAAAUCAGUAAAAGGGUAACACGUUCUGCCAUGUUGGACUUGAACAUUAUGGCUUGGGGUUUGGAUUGAUUUCAAACCCUUUUAUAUUUGGGUCAUUGAUAUCCUUGAAAAAUGUGUCUAAUCUGGAAGAAGUCUGAUUCAAUUUCCCCUUAAAGAGUACAAUGUUUCAAGCUUAAGGGAAAAUAAAUUUAAAGAAAUAAGAGGUGGGGUUUAUCUCAUCCAAACGUACGUGAAAAUCCUUUUGAGAGGUUCAGUGAUUCCCAAAUAUGACUGGGUUUGCCCACCCUACAAGCAUCCACAUUUACCCAUGUCUACACCCACGUACAGUAUACAUACUGUAUAUAAUAUAUAAGAAAAUGUUUCGUAUGCACUUCUUUUUUUUGGAACUCUUUAAGUUAACAUUUCUAGUGUAGCUAUUUGUGUAAAGUCCACUGUGAUUAUAAAAAUGCAAAGCACAGUAAGGUCACAGGUCUUGUUUCUUGCACUAAAAAUGUGUUUACGUAUUUAGCAACUGUCUGUUUACUUUCUUGCUCUUUUCAGCCAAUCCAGACAAGUAGCUGUUGCUAAAAUGAUAUAAAAUAAUGUUUUGUUUUGUUUUUUUUUAGUGGAUAAUGGCACUGCAUUUUUAAAAGACAGGGUUUUUAAAAUAAACCAUUUAACAUCCAUUCCAAUAUAACCUGUUACCAUCUCUAAAAAUCUGAACGUCAUAUUGCAUUUUUUUCAUAACUCAUUAGAAGUGUCAGGUAUGUGCCUGGAAAAUUGUGCAAAUAAGCAUUAGAUAACAGAUUUCUCUACUUAUGUGUUGUUAGCCAUUUCUAUCUACCUAAUGAUAUAAACACUGAUGUUUUCAUUUCUCUUAAUUUUUGUACUUGAUUUUUUUAGGUACUAUGUAAUUAUAAACGUACUUUGAUACUACUGAAGUAACCGGAUGUUGUUUGAAAACAAAUUGUUCUCUUAGUGCAUUGGCAAUAUUUUACAAUACUUUUGUGCUUAUUUAUUUGUGCUCCCGUGUAAUUAUAAUAAAAGCAAUAGUUUAAAUUAGUUGCCUUUGUCAUUGCUGGUAUUUGUUCAUCAAGAAAAGAGAUCAAUGAAAACGCUUGUAAAGAAAA
Molecule: messenger RNA, 7684 nt
Organism: Loxodonta africana (African savanna elephant)
Lineage: Eukaryota; Metazoa; Chordata; Mammalia; Proboscidea; Elephantidae
Gene: NYAP2
Product: neuronal tyrosine-phosphorylated phosphoinositide-3-kinase adaptor 2
Exons: 6
Coding region: 233-2113 (626 amino acids)
Biological process (GO): neuron projection morphogenesis; phosphatidylinositol 3-kinase/protein kinase B signal transduction
Source: RefSeq, a predicted model, not a curated record